Messenger RNA from Gadus chalcogrammus (walleye pollock), 946 nucleotides. RefSeq names its product zinc finger protein 593 (gene znf593). Lineage: Eukaryota; Metazoa; Chordata; Actinopteri; Gadiformes; Gadidae. Gene Ontology annotation, molecular function: nucleic acid binding; zinc ion binding. The record is from RefSeq and is a predicted model, not a curated record. Bases 226 to 615 code for a protein of 129 amino acids. The transcript is spliced from 4 exons.
AGCUUCAUCGUCUGCGUGCAUCUGGCUUGCAUUUUUUUUUUACACAUACUAUUUAAUCAGAAUCCUGACUUGUGCAAAUUUUUUGGUCUUUGCAUCUGAUACUGGAACGAACUUUAAUUUAUUUGACUUUCCAGGUGUUUUUUUGUCAAAAUAAUCUGCUUCCCUCUGCAUUAACCCGGAAACGAUCCUUCCUCAGUGGUGGCGUCGUGCACGUGUUAAAGAAUCAUGGGGAAAUCCAACUCGUACGGGAACCACAACGGUGACUCUCAUAAAAACAAGGCAAGGAAGUGGAAGACGAAGCGCAGGACUAAAGACUUGGAUCAGAUCCACUCCGACCUGAAGCCUGAAGUGGCCACCAAGCUCCUCCACCAAGAGGUGGACUUUGACGUCACUGGCUGUGCCCAGCACUACUGCAUAACCUGCGCGAGAUAUUUUGUGGAUAUGAGGUCAUUGAAAGAACAUUUCAAAACAAAAAUCCACAAAAAACAGCUGAGGCUCCUCAGAGAGGAGCCCUAUACCCAGGCGGAGGCGGAGAGGGCCGCCGGCAUGGGGUCCUUCAUCGCCCCCAAGAAGAUAGAAGUCACGACGCAGCCCAUUGAAGAGGAAAUGGAGUGAUAUGGACUCGACCUGACCCUGCAAGGAUUGAAAAUGGACUGUGCCUGACCCUACAAGAAUUGAGAAUGGACUUUUCCUGACCCUACAAUGACUCUGUGUAUUAUCGUUCUGAUACUCAAACAUAACUGGUUAUUGUAUGCAUGAUCAAUACUAUACUAUACUAUAAAACUAUAUUUAUGGUUUUAAAAUCUUUACUUGAAGUCCUAAUCGAAAGGAAUUCCCAUGCAAAUAUUAAAUAAACUAUCUAUAUUUGAGUGAAUAGUGUAAUUCAAAUGUCUAACAGAAAUGACCUACAUGUCAAUUUUGAUUAAAUAAAUGGAGAGAAAACUAA